AGGGAAGUUGUCGCCUUUCCUGCGUCAUGUGUCUCACUGGGUUUUCCAUUUCCCCGGAUCGCCGCUUCUACGAUGAUGCUGCCAUCGCCGAUAGGGCUGCCCGCGACUCGAAGGGUUCCUGAUCGACUUCGCCGGUUGUUUCGAUUAUGUUCUGAAGAAUCACGCGCGCAUUCUAGGGAUCUCUAGAAACGCGGGGAUGCGGCAAAAUUGUUGAUCAACAUCCAUACAUUCGUUGAUGCUUCUUCGUCAUCCGCAGAUCAUUACCGUUUUGGUUGACAUCAGCAUGACCGAUGAUCGAUGGCGUAAUUAUCUGGUUAUGCAGGUACCAGGAAGAUGUCCCAAAAAGGAAAUCCGCCUAUAUCCCAACAACCUCCACCAUACGCGCAAGCAUCCUAUAAACGGUUUUCUCAACGACACUUCGACCCUUGCGCAGCUGAGGGGCAUCGAUAUUUUUAGGCGAGCCGUUGGAGAUGUUCAUGCUGGAGUGGGUUCGCGUUCCAGCCGAAUGUUGCAUGUCAUCUUCAAAGUGGAGAUGUUGGGAGGGAAAUACAAGAUUCUUAUGAGCGUGAGACUCCAGCGAGAUCCAUGGUCUUAUGGUCUCCAUAGCGGCCGCAGUGGAGCAGCACCACACCGCCCAGCCAUCUCCUUUUUCUCGACUCUUCGUUGGCCGAUCGCCAGUGAUUCGCGGACUAAUGCAACCUUUUCCCGAGACGGCAGGUCCUUGGCAGACGCGCGGAUCCGCAACGCUGCUGCUGCACGUGUCGGCGUAAUGUGCGGCGUCUCCGAGACACUUCGAAACAAAAGACGUCGAAUUUUCAGAUGCUGGCAAGACGUUACUUCAGGCAAUGAGUAACGGCAUGUGAAUCGCCGCAGUACCUUCGCAUCAAAACCCUGCGCCUUCCACGUGCGCGAUAUUCCGACCCGUGCCGGUUCGCCGAGCGCGCUCCGAGGUAGCGAUUCGGCUAUGUACUGCCCUCUUCUCCACAUCUCCUCCUCUCGACGGUGAAGCCCAACCCAAGCCAUCUGCAAGGGCAGCGAGAAAAUGCUCCUCACGAUCCCCCGUUCAAGGUUGCAUU
Trematosphaeria pertusa is the source of this 1076-nucleotide messenger RNA. RefSeq lists its product as uncharacterized. NCBI's taxonomy places the organism in Eukaryota, Fungi, Ascomycota, Dothideomycetes, Pleosporales, Trematosphaeriaceae. The record is from RefSeq and is a predicted model, not a curated record. The transcript is spliced from 2 exons. Bases 236 to 853 code for a protein of 205 amino acids.